AAUGACAGAAUGAAUCAAAAUUUUAAUAUUCAUUUAUUUUUACAGCAUUAACUGGAAAACAGAGGACAGAAGAGAGUAGUCGCGGAAUUCACCAUCUUUAUUGCAUAUUCUUGUUGCUCUUCCCACACUCAACUUCUCACUUUCCUCAGUUUACCAAGGAAAAAAAGAUCUCACCAACCUCUCACACACACAAAAUAGUUGUAUAUAUAUAUAUAUAUAUAUAUAAUGACACACACAGACACACGGAUACAUUCAUAUGCAUUUGGAAAGAGUGUAAGUGAAAAUAGAGAGGAGAGAGUGUUCGAAAAACUUUUGGCAAGGAAUCAUAUCCUUUUUGUGAAAUUUUGUAAGAGUUUUGAGAGAGAUGAGGGAUUUCAAGACAAGGUUAUCUUCAUGGUGGUCUACAAUAUCAUCAUCUCCAAAGCUUGUGUGUUUCAUAAUUCCAUUGAUUGUGGUGUCUGGAUUUGUUAUUUUAUUGGGUCCAAAAACCUCCAAUUGGGUAUCUAUUCCUCACAACUAUACUUGGCUAUGGAGUUCUUCAAAUACUUCUCCUUUACCUUCUGCAACCGGAGGCAAUCACACACAAGAAGCUCUGUCAAAUGAUUCUCUUGUUAACCGCUCUGCCUCACCACCCCUUUCCAUAGAAGCCAAAGAUAUUCAACAACGAGUGGGGAAGAAGGAAGAUGGGUUGAAUACUAGUAUGAAUGAGAGUCUUCCUACUCCCAUGACUGCGGGAUUACACAGCAAUUUGGAGAGGCUUGAGGCCGGUCUUGUACAAGCUCGUGCUGCAAUACGAGAAGCUAAAAAUGGAAAUCAAACACACGACCCCAACUACGUCCCAACUGGUCCAAUUUACUGGAAUGCCAAGGCCUUCCACAGGAGCUAUUUAGAAAUGGAAAGACAAUUUAAGGUAUAUGUCUAUGAAGAAGGAGAUCCCCCGGUUUUUCAUAGCAGUCGCUGUGAUGGCGUACUUGCUAUAGAGGGACACUUCAUCCAUCACAUGGAGAUUAGCCAGUUUCGAACCAGAGAUCCAGAGACAGCCCAUGUUUAUUUCCUUCCAUUCAGUGUGGUAUCAAUAGUUGAGUACGUUUAUGUGGUUGACUCCCGUGAGUGGGAGGCCAUGAAAAAUACAGCAGCAGACUAUAUUGACGUCAUUGCCAGAAAAUACCUUUAUUGGAAUCGAAGCCUCGGAGCUGAUCACUUCAUGCUUGCGUGCCAUGAUUGGGGGCCUGAAAUAUCCUUUGCCAUUCCUUACCUAUACAAGAACUCCAUUCGAGCACUAUGUAAUGCAAAUACCUCAGAAAGAUUCAACCUCUCCAGAGAUGUGUCCAUUCCGGAAAUCUAUCUACCAACGGGUACGACUGAGGGCUUGAUCGGUGGCCCAUCCCCAUCGAAACGAUCGAUCUUGGUUUUCUAUGCCGGAGGAGUUCAUGGCCCCAUUAGGCCAGUGCUUCUAGAGCAUUGGGAGAACAAGGAUGAAGAUGUUCAAAUCCACCAGUACCUCCCAAAAGGUGUCUCAUAUUACGGGAUGAUGAGAAAGAGCAAGUAUUGCAUUUGUCCAAGUGGCUAUGAAGUGGCGAGCCCAAGAAUGGUUGAGGCUCUUUACAUGGGGUGUGUCCCGGUACUCAUCAAGGACCAUUAUGCGAUACCAUUCAGUGAUGUUCUGGAUUGGAAGACAUUCUCAGUCGAAGUUCCGGUGAAAGAAAUUCCCAACCUGAAGAAAAUUCUGAUGGGUAUCUCUCAAAAGCAGUACAUAAGAAUGCAGAGGAGGGGUCUUCAAGUAAGGAGACAUUUCGAGGUUAAUAUGCCCCCAAAGCGAUUCGAUGUCUUUCACAUGAUACUCCAUUCAAUCUGGCUUAGAAGACUUAAUGUUCAAAUUUAUGAUGUUGAAGAAUCAUGAUAUCAUUAAUUGAUCGAUCCAAUUAUGGUCUAGUUUAGAUUAAAGGAGGUGUAUUACAAGUACAUUUAGAGAUGAACAUGUAUGAUAGUGCUACAAGGAAAAUGAUUUUAAGGCUUAGAAUAAAUUGUCUGACCGUAAAGUUUUAAUUAAUUAUGUAUGUAAGAUAAAAGUACGUAGCAUUGCAAAUAUAUGACCACGGUUGUUUAUCAC
Messenger RNA from Cornus florida, 2110 nucleotides. RefSeq names its product probable glycosyltransferase At5g03795. The record is from RefSeq and is a predicted model, not a curated record. The coding region runs from base 365 to 1900 and encodes 511 amino acids. Gene Ontology annotation, molecular function: glycosyltransferase activity. The transcript is spliced from 4 exons. NCBI's taxonomy places the organism in Eukaryota, Viridiplantae, Streptophyta, Magnoliopsida, Cornales, Cornaceae.